GGGCCGGGGGCAGCGGGGGAGCGGGAUGGGGGCAGACCCGGGGAGGCGGCGGGAGCGGGGGGCCGGGGGGAGUCUGGGAGGAGGAGGAGGAGGAGGGGGCCGGGGCCGGUCACACACGCCCGCCGCCGCCGCCGCCGCCGCCGCCGCCGGCAGCAGCAGCCGCCCCGCGGGCCAGCACCACCGGCUGCCGGUCUCCGUGACAACGCGACCCCAGGGGGGGGGCCGGACCCGGCGGGGGCAGGAGGCGGAGAGACCGGACCUUUCACGGCAAUAUCCUCAUGGGCCGGCGGCGGGGGGUCUUUAUCCCCCUCCCCGGGGGAAGCGGCGCCCUUCUCGGUAGCGGGGCUCAGGCGAUGCCGGCGGAUUUUCUUCACUCAACGAGCAGAGCAUCCAACAUGGCGCUGCGGCCGCCUCCAGCAGUCCGGCAGGACGGCCGCUCGGAAAACUUCGGGCCUUUUCGGAGAGGCUCGGGAGGCCGAGGGUGGGAAGCGCCUUCGGCUCUUUCCGGAGACUGAGAGCGGUCGGGAUUCUUCGGAGACGCUCGGGGGCGUCUUCGGCCGCCGUUCGGGAGAGCUCUGGGGCUGACUCGCCUCCUCGGGAAAGAUCGGCGAGAGGGGCUUCCCAGGCUCGCCGCCGCGGGGGUGCGGGUUGGAGGCAGAGACCAAAGGCGAGGUCUGGUCCGCCAGAACCCUCCCCUGCCGCCCAGCCUCGAAGAACAAUGGCAACGGCCCUGGAGCCUGCGGUCCGCAGAGCCCUGCCCGCAGGGGCGGGAGGCAGCGAGGCGAGAAACCUCGGUUACAGUGGAAGGAACCGCUUAACCAGAGUGAAACCGCUGGAAAGGAACCCGCUGCGUGCAUCUAUUAGCAUAAUAAGUAGCACUCGCUGGCCUCUAAUGCAGCUCGCGUCCAUUGUGUCACUUCGCCCUAGUACACUCUGAGGGGGCCGACCAAGACCGCCCAGCCCCACCCCGCACAUGCCACCCCAAGGCAGGGGCCUUGUCCUCGGCACAGGUGAUUGAGUGGAAAGGAAUCUCAGGGAUCAACGGAAUGAUCCCAGCAGUAAUGGUUACCAGGCACAGAGCACUUCAUAUUCAUUAUCUCAUACAGUCCUGUUAAAUAGACAGCACCCAUUUUACAGGUAAAGAAACCGAAGCUCAGAAAGGCUCAAUACUGUCACACAACAGGAGAGCUGAGAAAAUUGAGGCUCAAAACGGACAAGAGACUUUCCCAAAGUCACCUGGACAGGUGUAGUUGACAGAGUCCAAACUCGAAUUUGGUUAUGACUCCUGCUACACUGCUCCUGUUGCCCUCCUUUAUUUUUUCCCCCCAAUUCACAUAAAGCUCUACACAUA
Molecule: messenger RNA, 1351 nt
Organism: Panthera uncia (snow leopard)
Lineage: Eukaryota; Metazoa; Chordata; Mammalia; Carnivora; Felidae
Exons: 2
Coding region: 26-340 (104 amino acids)
Source: RefSeq, a predicted model, not a curated record